Messenger RNA from Saccostrea echinata, 920 nucleotides. RefSeq lists its product as uncharacterized. Gene Ontology annotation, cellular component: membrane. Bases 174 to 716 code for a protein of 180 amino acids. Gene Ontology annotation, biological process: tissue regeneration; cell adhesion. The transcript is spliced from 4 exons. NCBI's taxonomy places the organism in Eukaryota, Metazoa, Mollusca, Bivalvia, Ostreida, Ostreidae. The record is from RefSeq and is a predicted model, not a curated record.
CUCAAAUAGAUCCUAUUUCUUGAUGUAAUUUUUAUGUCUGUCUGGCAUUAAUUAUUGCCUUGAUUUGGAAUCCCCAAAUGGUGGGCCCUGGACACAGAUGCUCAUCUGCUUGAACAAGAGUUAAACGAGUAAUUGCAUCUGUUGAAAAACACUCAAAAUGUCUGAAAGAAGCAAUGAAGAUAAAUUGCAUAAUAAAGAAGGAAAAGAGGAUUCCGAAACAACUCAAAUCCAGGAUCCACAUAAAAAAUCAGAUGAAAAAAAAACAAGAGAAGUCUUGUGAAAUGAAAAAUGAAUCUAGAAAUGGAGACGAAGUAGAUCGCCUGGCAAAUGACACGAAUCCAUCUAGAAAUCCAUUUUCAGAUAGCCAGAAAUUCGUUCGACAGCUAUUGGACGCCUCGCUAUUGGCUGCCAAUGUAUCACAGCUGAGAGUUGUAAUAGGAGGAAGCUCUGAAAAUAAUUACUUUUGGCCCUUGAUUAUUAUGAUUUCUUUAGCGAUUUUCUGUCACCUUGCGUUUGGAAUUCUAAUGAUUCAAAGAUGGAGGAGUGAGAGAGAAGCGAGGAAAAUUCAUGCCAAUAAAGGUGAAAUAGCACAAGGAAAAAAAUGUGAUUGUAACCCAUGCUUGAAUGUAGAAAGAUGCGACGAAAUUAGCAUGUUUUUCAUGCUUUUCGUCGUUGCUUUGAAUGUUGGUAUCGCAGGGCUAGGGUUACACCCGUAAAGUCAUUUUUUUUCUUUUGGCAUGUUUUGAGAUCUUUAUUUCUUUGUAUGAAGCUUCAUUAAAUAUUUUCUCUCCAACAUUUUAUUGUAUACGAAAGCGUUUUUUUUUUCGUCAGGCUUACUUGGCUGCAAAAAACACAUCUGAUUCAGUGUUUAACAAGAGGGUAUAAUAUUAUUCUGCAUUUUCUAUUGUGUCUAACUUAAA